This is a messenger RNA of Chlorocebus sabaeus (green monkey), 883 nucleotides long. RefSeq names its product signal-regulatory protein beta-1-like. The record is from RefSeq and is a predicted model, not a curated record. Lineage: Eukaryota; Metazoa; Chordata; Mammalia; Primates; Cercopithecidae.
CAAGUUGCUAGUAUUUUUUAUUUUACCUCUACCAGCUUCAAUUUCCUUAUCUAUAAAAUGGACAUUAUCAUACCUAAUCACGGACUUGUCAGAAUUAAAAUUUUAUAAGGCACAUAGAAUACUUUAUAGCUUACCAACACUAAUUAUUUAUUCAUCUUCCUUCUUGUAGCUCCACCCUCUCUCCCUGUGGUAAUAGGCCCCUUGGAGAGGGCCUUGCUCGGGCAGACUGUGAAUUUUAGCUGCAUGUCCUAUGGCUUCUAUCCCAGAAAUGUCACCCUGAAGUGGUUCAAAAAUGGGAAGAAACUCUCAUCCCUCCAGACCCAUGUGGUUCAGUUAAAGAACAGCAAUGCCUACAAAGUCGUCAGUACCACGGAGGUAGUCCCAGCUCUAGAUGACCUAAACUCUCAUGUUACCUGCAGUGUAUACCACCGGAGCUUGCAUUACCCUCUUCAUGGGAAGGCUGAUUUGUCUGAGACCAUAAUAGUUCCACCCAAGGUGUCCAUUCUUCAGCACCCUGCCUCAAAUAACAAGAUGAAUGUCACCUGCCAGGCAGAGAAGUUUUAUCCCCAGGACAUGCAACUGACAUGGCUGAAGGAUGGAAGUGUCUCCCAGAGAGAUGAGACCCUGACCCCCACCAAGGGCAAAGAUGGACUGUACAGCAUACAGAGCUCCAUCCUGGUGGAAAACAGUGACCAUGAGGAGGACACUAUGCUCACCUGCCAGGUGGAACAAGACGGAUGGCAGAAGAUCACCGUAAAAAUGACAUUUUGGGCCUCUGCUCACCUGGAUAGGUCUCAGUUGUAGCCAAUAGCAAGGCCUCCAUGAUUUAUUUAAGGGGGCUCCUUCAUCUUUCCAUAAAAUGUUCUUUUUCAGAUUUAUAAAA